This is a messenger RNA of Carya illinoinensis, 1652 nucleotides long. Its product is annotated as NAC domain-containing protein 82-like. Gene Ontology annotation, biological process: regulation of DNA-templated transcription. Gene Ontology annotation, molecular function: DNA binding. The record is from RefSeq and is a predicted model, not a curated record. NCBI's taxonomy places the organism in Eukaryota, Viridiplantae, Streptophyta, Magnoliopsida, Fagales, Juglandaceae. The transcript is spliced from 5 exons. Bases 489 to 1529 code for a protein of 346 amino acids.
UUUAGCAAGAGGAACGCGCCAUGGUAUCAUCUUGAACGACUCGUACAUUAUUGAAGUAAGCUGACCGACCUAUCGGAACUCAGGAUUGCUACUUAAGCUUCCCCCAGCCAAUAAGAUCACAGAAGGAGUACACAUACUCACUCCUUACAGCUCUCAUAUAUCAACUCGCGCCUUACACCAGCAUUCCACAGCAGCAUUCCGAAUGUUGAUUUAGCUUGAAUUCUCUCCUCUCUCUCUCUCUCUCUCGGUCUCUUUUGCCAGGUUUGUCACUGCGCGGCAAAUGUCUUUUGAUCUCGACGGGAAACAUUUUUCAAUUAUUUGGUUUGGUUUCAUGAAUUGGAGAAGGCUCUGGUGUUUGGAAUAUUCAUUGGGCAUGACAAUUGACACUUUCUUUUUCUGGAAAGCUUCCUUCUCAUUUCGUUCUAAGUAGAGUUAAUUAAUUGUUUCUGUGGAAAACGACCUAUUGGGACUUAAUUUUGAAUUAAUAUAUGGGGAAAGCACUGCGUCUACCUCCGGGGUACCGAUUUUGUCCCACUGAUGAUGAGCUGGUUGUGCUCUAUCUAAAAAGGAAAAUAAAGGGUGAACGUUUCUAUCCUGAACCAGUUGCAGAGGCUGAUAUCUACAAGUUUGCACCUUGGGAACUUCCAGGUAAAUUCAAAUCCGAAAGUGGUGAUCUGCGAUUGUACUUCUUAUGCCCAGUAGAGAAAAAGUAUGCUAAAGGGCAAAGAAUCAAUCGGGAAACCAAAGAUGGGUGCUGGAAAAAAACUGGAAAAGAUAGUUCUGUUCAUCACCAUAAAGAGUUGGUGGGGUCAAAAAAAACAUUGGUUUUUCACAAGAACCUCAACUUGACAGCUACAGGUUUACGGGGAGGAAAAGCACCACAAAGGGAACGAACUGACUGGGUUAUGCACGAGUACAGCCUUGGAGAUCAGUAUAUGGCCAAGGAAGGAAUUGUCAAGAACACGUAUGUGCUCUGUAGGAUUUUCCAGAAGGAGGGUCUGGGGCCAAGAAAUGGUGCUCAAUAUGGAGCACCAUUUAAGGAGGAAGAAUGGAAUUAUGAUGAGGAGGAUGACUCUGCAGAAACUGUCACUUUAGCUGGUUUGUUGCCUAAUAGCAGUAGCAAUUUGGCUGCUAUCGGCACGAACGUAUUGGGUGUCACAACAUCUGAGUCAGGUUUAUCUGAAGCUAUACAGUCACAACGUGAGGGGAUUUCUGCAGUUCUCAAUAAUGAUGCCUCAAAUGAGUUAUCUCAAGUAUUGGGCAAUAACAAACCUAUCAAAAAAAAAGUAUUGGGCAAUAACGAGAUUCUUCCAAAAGUGCCUACUUCCUUCCAAGAGGACAACCCUUCGAUUUUGAGUGAAGAUAACAGAAAUAGGGAUCUCAAUCAUCAGGAAGAUGCACUUAGUAUAUCUGAUAUAAUGGAUUCAUUUGAAGAUUUCUACUAUUGUGAGGGAGACGAUUUCCCCCUGGGAGACCUUUUUUUGGGCAUGGCUGAUCUCGAACGCCCACUGGACGCUCAUCCUACAUAAAAUUCUGUCCCAAAAAAUAUUAUUGGAAAAUGUAUGUUUAAUAUCUGGAACUUCAAAUUUGUACUGAAUAAUAAGGAACUUCAAAUUUGUACUGAAUAAUAAGAAACUUACCAUAUUUAAACA